Messenger RNA from Lecanosticta acicola, 543 nucleotides. The record is from the annotation of a GenBank genome assembly. Lineage: Eukaryota; Fungi; Ascomycota; Dothideomycetes; Mycosphaerellales; Mycosphaerellaceae.
AUGCUCUCCCUCCCAACUCCCACCACCUCCUCCAAACCCCUCAAGGUCAAACCAAACCUCCUCCCCUGCACAAUCCACCAUUCCGGCCCCAUCAAAAUCUCAAAACGCCAUUGGAACCCUUCUUCUUCCCAACAAACCUCCUCCUCCUCCUCCUACCUCCGAGGCCGCGCACUCCUCGGCCAAGAAAUCCACCUGCCAAAAGGCUACACGGGCGCCAUCCUCCGAAAAACGGGCGAGGUUGACAAACUACAGCAAAACGAGCAAGAAGAGGAGGAAGAAGAAGAAGAAGAAGCAGAGGAGACGGUGGAAGUCAAGAAACUGGAACAAGUGGGCAGAUUCGAAGAGAUCGUGGUCUGGGGCCAUGAGACGGCGCCGGGAGGGGAGGAUGUGUAUAUCAAGGGGAUACGGGAAUGGAUUGGGUUUGCGGAAGCGGUGAGUUUGGGGGAAACAUCCAACACCUCACUCAACUGUUUCUCCCAUAGAAACUGAUAGAUGCAGAUGAAUACCCACGACGAGCAACCACGCGAAGACACUACGACGUGA